Messenger RNA from Alnus glutinosa, 975 nucleotides. RefSeq lists its product as uncharacterized. Lineage: Eukaryota; Viridiplantae; Streptophyta; Magnoliopsida; Fagales; Betulaceae. The transcript is spliced from 8 exons. Gene Ontology annotation, cellular component: EKC/KEOPS complex; nucleus; cytosol. The record is from RefSeq and is a predicted model, not a curated record. Bases 223 to 738 code for a protein of 171 amino acids. Gene Ontology annotation, biological process: tRNA threonylcarbamoyladenosine modification; telomere maintenance via recombination.
UGUGCCUUAUGGAGUUAGUUGCAAAAAGGUUUGUAAUUUGAGGGGUUAAAAUGUAAUUUUUUCAAAAGAAAAAGAAUAGGAGAAUCUGAGAAACGAAGCGACGUGGAAGAGAAUUUGAAGCCCUUCUACCAAAGAGCUUCCCAGACCGAGGAACGCUUAACAAGACUUGAAGCUGUCCUUGCAAGUAAGAAGAAAGACAAGGACACAGCAAAGAAGGCAGCUAUGAAGGAGUUUGACAUCAUUGGAAACACUCUUUAUCUUGCUCUCUUCAUGGACGUCACCAACUCCAAGGAACUGCUUGAAUCUAUGCAAGCUGGAACACUGGAACCAGAAGUUGCAUUUCUCAAUGCAUCACUUAUUCCAGAUGUUUUUCCUGUUCUAGCAGCUGCACAUAAGACACUUGUAGCCAAGUCACGGGAGUCAUUGACAACACACACUCUUCAUUCUGAGCUCGUAUACAAUUACUCAGGAUUGAAGCAUAUUACAGAAUCUUUGAAAAGGUGUGGCAUCUCUGAUAGCACAACUCACAUCCUUGCCGCUCGUUUCAAUGCUACGCUCGAUGAGAUGAAAGACAUAGAGAAACUUAUCAGUGGAAAAGAGAUUGCCUUGGAGGAGUUGGAGGGAAGAGCAAACCAGACCCAGAUACAAAAGCACUAUAAGAUAUCUGCCCAGGAACUAGGGAUAUCCUCACUUGCAGAUGCUAUUACAUGCCGGAUCGCUGCUCGGGACGCCUUGUGAGAAGAAAGAAGUACAAUUCUUAUUUUAGUUUCUUAUUGUUUUCUCUAAUACCCCCACCUUCUCUGGCUCCGUUGUGUUCUCUCAUUGAGUUAAGGUUUGUAUUUGUGAUUUAAACAAUGAAUUCAUGUUGCAAUAUUUGUAAGGUGGCCAAGGGAAGAAGAAAAACUGUUAUCUUUGGUUGAACGAAGUCCAAUUAGACCCAUCUGCAGUCGCAUGUGGCAUUUUAGUUGAUGUUUA